Messenger RNA from Lasiosphaeria miniovina, 576 nucleotides. RefSeq lists its product as uncharacterized. The record is from RefSeq and is a predicted model, not a curated record. Lineage: Eukaryota; Fungi; Ascomycota; Sordariomycetes; Sordariales; Lasiosphaeriaceae. The coding region runs from base 154 to 465 and encodes 103 amino acids. The transcript has a single exon.
ACGUCAACUCGAAGAGCCGCGCCUCGAGAAACUCCGAUCGUGUUCUACAAUGCCCGUAUAUUGUUGUGUAUUCCGGUACGGAGGGGAAGGUGGGGGGGGGCAGCCUAGACGAGGGAGCAGCCGUAAUGUUCUAUCUACUCCGUAUUAGUGUAGAUGCGUGUAUGGUAUGUACUCCGUACCCUCUCAUCACUCUCUAGCGUUUCAGGGCAGGUCCUUCCCCAACCUAAGAUCUCUCAUGGCUCUAGAUCACAAUUAUGUACAGUACAGUACCUACGUUUGCAUCUUGGCCACAGCAUAUUGGGGGUUUCCUUCACAUUGCUUCUCUCUGCUUUUUACACUUCGUCCUACCCGUAUGUUGGUCGUUUCACAACACGGGGCUCGGGUGGUAUACUAGUUAGCAUGUCUUUUCUGUGUCCUAUUUAUGGAAAUUCCGAGGUGCUAACAGGACAAAGCCGAGAGCGAUAGGCAACGCAAACCACAUCAACAACGUUGACCUAGACGUCUCUUGAUCUCGACGUAGAGAGGGUCGGUUGCGAAAGGAAAGCUGCCCACCCAGAGCGACAGUCGACCGAUCGC